Prorocentrum cordatum is the source of this 593-nucleotide messenger RNA. Lineage: Eukaryota; Dinophyceae; Prorocentrales; Prorocentraceae. The record is from the annotation of a GenBank genome assembly.
AGGAGGGCCUCAGACACGCUCGGCAACAGAUCGAGUGGAAGCGCUACGACGCCAGCACCGCGGCCGGCGACGGCGGCGCUGCGAGGACUGCCCCGGCCGAGGCCGGCCCCGAGCAGCCCAUGACUCUGGAGCAGGCCGUCGCAACAGCCGACCGCAUACAAGACCAGAGCCAUGCAUCAGUUAAGCGCUCGAUGGGCAUGGCCUUGCAGGCCGAGCAGCUGGGGGUCGCCACCCUCCAGAAGAUGCACGAGCAGGAGGAGCAGAUGGACGCCAUCGCGGAGGACAUGGAGGACGUCAAGGCCAACAUCAAGCGCAGCAAGAAGCUGGUGGCCCAGAUAGCGAGGAGUGCUAUGAGCGACAGGUGCAUACAGCUCCUCUGUGCGCUGAUCACCAUAGCAGUGAUGGUGAUGAUUGUCCUGGCCAUGGUCGGCAAGGAUGGAGGCAGCCUCAACGUCCCGAAUCAGGUGAGGGAGGUCGGCCAAUAGCGCCGGACGCGCCGUCCGCGCCGUGGGCCCCGACCGCCGCUCGCGACCCGGGCUGCCCACCGCCGGGCGGCGCCCUUCGGAAACGCUCGCAACUUGUCCGGUCCGUCG